Molecule: messenger RNA, 1008 nt
Organism: Pyrgilauda ruficollis (rufous-necked snowfinch)
Lineage: Eukaryota; Metazoa; Chordata; Aves; Passeriformes; Passeridae
Gene: HDGF
Product: heparin binding growth factor
Exons: 6
Coding region: 45-722 (225 amino acids)
Biological process (GO): regulation of transcription by RNA polymerase II
Cellular component (GO): nucleus
Molecular function (GO): transcription coregulator activity; double-stranded DNA binding
Source: RefSeq, a predicted model, not a curated record
CCCCCCGCCCGCUCCCCCGGUCCCGGGAGGAGCCGCCAGCCAAGAUGUCCCGGUCCAACCGGCAGAAGGAAUACAAAUGCGGGGACCUGGUUUUCGCCAAGAUGAAGGGUUACCCGCACUGGCCUGCCCGGAUUGAUGAGAUGCCAGAAGCUGCAGUCAAAUCCUCCUCCAAUAAGUACCAAGUCUUCUUCUUCGGGACCCACGAAACGGCAUUCCUGGGGCCCAAAGACCUCUUCCCCUAUGAGGAGUGCAAGGAGAAGUUUGGAAAACCCAACAAGCGGAAAGGGUUCAGCGAAGGUUUGUGGGAGAUCGAGAACAACCCCACGGUCAAAGCCUCCGGCUACCAGCCCACCCAGAAGAAGAGCUGCCCCGAGGCGGCCGAGCGGGAGCCGGAGGGGGACGGGGAGAAGAAGAGCAACGCUGAGGGCAGCAGCGACGAGGAGGGGAAGCUGGUGAUCGACGAGCAGUCCAAGGAGAAGAACGAGAAAGGAGGGAUCAAGAGGAAAGCUGAGGAUGCUUUGGAGGACUCCCCCAAACGCCCCAAGGAUGCAGAGGGGCAGGAAGGGGACAAGAAGGUGGCCAACGAAGAGACCCCCAAGGAGGAGCCCAAAGCCAACCCAGGAGAGGGGGACAAGAACAGCGACGCUGCUGACACACCGGCCACCAACGAGGCCAAGCAGGAGGGCAAGGAGGAGGUCAGAGACCACAAGGAGAGCCUGUAGUGGCUUCCCUGGCGAGCUGAUCCUUCCCUGCUGGCUCCUGGGUUCUGCCCCACGCCGGCUCGUCGCGUCCGGAGCUCCGGACUAGAGAAACCACCCCGACAAGGAAAUUUCCAAAAGAAAAAAAAACUACAAAAAAGAAAAAAAAAAAAAAAAGAGGAAUGCAGAGCAGCCCGGUACUGCCCCGAGCGCUCCGUGCCUGCCCCGCUGUGGGCGCACGCUUUGUGUUAGCGAUUCCUCGGGGCUCAGCUGGUGAUUUGAAAUAAAAGCGAAUCUUGCCUUUUUAAAA